Messenger RNA from Eublepharis macularius, 3894 nucleotides. RefSeq names its product cleavage and polyadenylation specific factor 2 (gene CPSF2). The coding region runs from base 216 to 2567 and encodes 783 amino acids. The record is from RefSeq and is a predicted model, not a curated record. Lineage: Eukaryota; Metazoa; Chordata; Lepidosauria; Squamata; Eublepharidae. Gene Ontology annotation, cellular component: mRNA cleavage and polyadenylation specificity factor complex. Gene Ontology annotation, biological process: mRNA 3'-end processing by stem-loop binding and cleavage. The transcript is spliced from 16 exons. Gene Ontology annotation, molecular function: RNA binding.
UCAAAAUGGCGGCAGCUGAGGGAAGAGCGGAGUGCGGCUGAAGAGGGUCGCGCUUUCUUCUUUCCCCUUGUCCCUUCAGUAGGUUUAGGUGCUGGGGGUUAACGAGGGGUUUGCUGCACAGGAUCCCAUCAAUGCUUAUCCAGCCACCUUGUGUUGGAUGUGAAGUGCACGUUUUGCAUUCAGGUACUGUGUAGUAAAGCACUUUUGUGAAAGAGAUGACUUCAAUUAUCAAGCUAACCACCCUGUCAGGGGUGCAGGAAGAAUCUGCUCUCUGCUAUUUACUUCAAGUAGAUGAAUUUCGCUUUCUGCUGGACUGUGGCUGGGAUGAGAAUUUUUCUGUAGACAUAAUUGAUUCACUAAGAAAACAUGUUCACCAGGUCGAUGCGGUGCUUCUUUCACAUCCUGAUCCUUUACAUUUGGGUGCACUUCCUUAUGCAGUAGGAAAGAUGGGGUUGAAUUGCGCUAUUUAUGCAACUAUUCCAGUGUACAAAAUGGGCCAGAUGUUUAUGUAUGAUCUCUACCAGUCACGUCACAAUACAGAAGACUUCACGUUGUUUACUUUGGAUGACGUAGAUGCAGCUUUUGAUAAAAUACAGCAACUAAAAUUUUCUCAGAUUGUCAAUUUGAAAGGGAAAGGGCAUGGCUUAUCCAUCACACCGUUGCCUGCAGGCCACAUGAUUGGAGGCACAAUUUGGAAAAUUGUUAAAGAUGGAGAAGAAGAAAUUGUUUAUGCUGUUGAUUUCAACCACAAGAGGGAGAUCCACUUGAAUGGAUGCUCCCUAGAAAUGUUAAGUAGACCUUCCUUACUUAUCACAGAUUCUUUUAAUGCUACUUACGUACAGCCAAGACGGAAGCAAAGAGACGAACAACUGCUAACAAAUGUUUUGGAAACCCUGAGAGGUGAUGGAAAUGUCCUCAUAGCAGUGGACACUGCAGGCAGAGUUUUGGAACUUGCUCAACUGCUUGAUCAAAUAUGGAGGACAAAAGAUGCAGGUUUAGGAGUCUACUCAUUAGCACUUUUGAACAAUGUCAGCUACAAUGUUGUGGAGUUUUCAAAAUCUCAGGUGGAAUGGAUGAGUGACAAACUAAUGAGAUGCUUUGAAGAUAAGAGGAACAAUCCCUUUCAGUUCCGUCACCUUUCUCUCUGCCAUGGGCUUUCUGAUUUAGCUCGAGUUCCUAGCCCCAAAGUUGUCCUUGCCAGCCAACCAGAUCUGGACUGUGGAUUUUCAAGAGACCUUUUUAUACAGUGGUGUCAGGAUCCCAAAAAUUCAAUCAUUUUGACAUAUAGAACCACUCCUGGGACACUAGCACGCUUCUUGAUAGAUAAUCCCUCUGAAAAAGUAAUAGACAUAGAGCUGAGAAAAAGGGUCAAACUUGAAGGAAAGGAACUUGAGGAGUACCUGGAGAAAGAGAAACAAAAGAAAGAGGCAGCUAAAAAGUUGGAACAGUCUAAGGAAGCAGAUAUUGAUUCCAGUGAUGAGAGUGAUGCCGAAGAGGACAUUGAUCAGCCAUCUCUUCAUAAAACCAAACACGAUCUGAUGAUGAAAGGUGAAGGUAACCGGAAGGGAAGUUUCUUCAAGCAGGCCAAAAAAUCUUAUCCUAUGUUUCCAGCUCCAGAAGAGAGAAUUAAAUGGGAUGAAUAUGGAGAGAUUAUCAAACCUGAGGAUUUUCUUGUUCCAGAACUCCAGGCAACAGAAGAAGAGAAGAACAAACUGGAAUCUGGACUGACAAAUGGAGAGGAACCAAUGGAUCAGGAUUUAGCAGAUGUUCCCACCAAGUGCAUUUCGGCAACAGAAUCAAUGGAAAUAAAAGCUCGUGUAACAUACAUAGACUACGAGGGACGCUCAGAUGGAGACUCCAUUAAAAAAAUCAUUAAUCAGAUGAAGCCCCGGCAGUUGAUCAUUGUGCAUGGACCACCUGAGGCCAGCCAGGAUCUUGCUGAGUCUUGUAGAGCUUUUGGGGGAAAGGACAUUAAAGUUUACAUGCCCAAACUGCAUGAAACUGUAGAUGCAACUAGCGAGACUCACAUAUACCAGGUCCGUUUAAAAGAUUCACUAGUCAGUUCCCUUCAGUUUUGUAAAGCUAAAGAUGCUGAACUGGCAUGGAUAGAUGGAGUCCUGGACAUGCGGGUAUCCAAAGUGGACACGGGUGUGAUUUUGGAAGAAGGGGAACUGCGAGAUGACGGAGAAGAUGGUGAAAUGCAAGUUGACGCACCUUCUUCAGAUUCUAGUGUUGCAGCGCAGCAAAAGGCCAUGAAGAGCCUCUUCGGAGAUGAUGAUAAAGAAAUAUGUGAAGAGAGUGAGAUCAUUCCUACUCUGGAACCUUUACCGCUAAAUGAGGUUCCUGGACAUCAGUCUGUCUUCAUGAACGAGCCAAGACUGUCUGAUUUUAAGCAGGUUCUCCUGCGAGAAGGAAUUCAGGCUGAAUUUGUAGGAGGAGUCCUUGUAUGUAACAACUUGGUGGCUGUUCGCAGGACUGAAACUGGACGUAUUGGAUUGGAAGGCUGUCUCUGUGAAGAUUUCUAUAAAAUUAGGGAUCUUUUGUAUGAGCAGUAUGCCAUUGUCUGAAGAACUGUAAAUAUAAUACAUGUGAAUUUUUUUUUAAGGCAUGUGUUCGUAGCCACAUUUAUAAGAUAAUGACUGUCUGUUGUCAAUUUUCCAGCAGAAAAACCUAAUGUCUAAUUGAAUAAAUGACAGCUAAGGUAACACAUACAUUCCACCAAUUUAAUUUUCAAAAUAAUACAGGACUUUUGGGUUCCAAAGUAUCUCUUGCAGGUUGGUUUUUUUCCCCCAGCCUUUCCUUUAUCAAUAUUCUCAUAAGAUCUGAUCUAAAGGUUACGUAUAAGAACACAACAUGUGUAUAUGUAAAGUUUUCUUAUUUUGAAUUAAAACUAUUUCCUUUCAAACCUCAUUAUUAUGGGGAAAUGUAGAUUCAUUGCUGUUUUGGAAAAAACAAAUUCCAUUAACAUUUACUGUCUUCUCAGUGGUUGUUUAGUCUGGAAAUUAACAUACAUUUUAUAAUUGUAAUUGUUUCUUAUAUAUGUGGAUGUAGGGAAUUACAAGGAAACUAGCAGUGAAAUCAUAAGCAGAGUUACUCCAGUCUAAGCCAGUUUAUUUCAGUGGACUUAGACUGGAAUAACUCUGUUUAGGAUUUCACUGUAAAAGUACUUUUUUGCUGAUGUUUCUCAAGGUAUUUUCCGUCACAGUUUUGUGAAGCAAUUCAGCCACUUAUUUACGUGCAGUACAGUUACCCCAGACUAGAGGUAUAUAAAGAAUUGCACACAUGGAUUUGUUCCCUCCAUUGAUAUGAAUGGGGGAGGACAUUGAUUUAGGGCCAUGGAGUUCUUUGUGGAAGUCCAAGCUCUACCUUGAAACAUAUUGCUGCGAGGGUUAAAGAACCUGUAAGUUCAGGUUGUUGCUGGCAACAGUGUUGUUUAAUUACUUUUUGUAGUGCUUCCAAGGAGAGGAAAAUAAACACGCAGAUUAUAUUACCAAAACCAAGAUUAUUUCCAAUAAAAUAUGUUCAUUUAGGGUUUUUUCUUUAAAAAAAAAUUGUAUCAACUGUAGGCCUGCUUUUUAAAAAGGAAAACAGAAAAGGGCAGGAAGUAAAUUCCUAUGGGCUGUAACUGGCAUGAGAACAAAAUUUGCCUAACUAAAUAGUGACUAUUUUGUUUAAAAGAUGGAACUACAUAAAAGGGCCAGAACCCUCUGUUUUUAAAAAAAUGUAUACUAGAUACAAAAAAGUAGUAAAUUUUCUGUUGUUAUAUUUUAUUCCCCUUUCCCAUUUGUCACUUUCUGUGUUGGGGCUGUGUAAUUAUAUUUAUUUCUAUCUUUAUCCUUGGUAGGUGGUGGGAGAGGAAAGAAUUAACUUUUAAAUAUACUGUAUGUUGUUAAA